Messenger RNA from Dendronephthya gigantea, 4818 nucleotides. RefSeq lists its product as uncharacterized. The record is from RefSeq and is a predicted model, not a curated record. Gene Ontology annotation, molecular function: calcium ion binding. Bases 262 to 4050 code for a protein of 1262 amino acids. Lineage: Eukaryota; Metazoa; Cnidaria; Anthozoa; Malacalcyonacea; Nephtheidae. The transcript is spliced from 3 exons.
CAGCUCACAGCUGCGAGCGACUCAUUGUCAUAAAGUCAAUAACGCUUUCAGUUUCAGCGAGCAUAAAGAUAAGAUUAAAAUAGCUUAUUCAGUUCUGGAGUAUAAAGAUUAAUGCCACUUUUAAUAUCACUACUUGUUAGUGUGAAAUUUCGAGUGUAUUAGCUGAAGAGGGAACCUUGAUAUCUUGCUGAAUCUUGAAGUUAAAGAUAUUUUAUUUACAUUCGUUGGCAUUAAUAAUAUCGUUGUUUGUAUAAAUUCGCCAUGGACGCGUUUAAAUCAAGUUUUUUUGCGGGUGCUAUUUUUCUCUGUUGCUGUGGAGUAUUUCAGAAUGGUCUAGCAUAUGGUCCUAUUUUUGGGCUCUGCGAUGUAGGUGAUGUGAUAACGGCGAGAAAUGGUUCUCUGGUUCUCAGCCAAGGUACCGACUGUACAAGGAUUAUUCUGGCUCCACUCGGUUGGCGAGUCAGGUUUACAAUUCAUGAAAUAGCACUUCACGAUGCUGAAACACGCAUACAUGACGGUGGCACGAGGGUUGGAACUCUUGCAAAUAAUAUUGGUAUAGGAUCGUCUUUUAGUAUUGCUUUGGUAUUUUACACCUCAAGCAAUGCAUUACUGGUACACACUGGUAGAAUCUCCAGUUCCGUGCGCAACAAAUUUAAUGCCACGUUUAAAAUGUACCCUCAUCCCAAGGAAAAAUGCACUUGUCCGCCAACAGUUAAUACACAGCAAACAGUUUGCUCAUUUCCAUUUCCCGAUAAUUCUGGCAAGUUCUACUCCAAUGCAGAUGACUUGCGCAAAGAAUGUACAACAUUCUGUAAAAGCAAGCAUGAAAUUGUGGAAGUGAAGGCAAAAUUUCUGGGUCUUACAAGCACUAGUACGAGCACUCUGGGCAUGGUCUGUCACUUACAUCUUGUGAAACCAACUUCAAGUUGGUCUGACAAUGGGAAAGAACAAUUACAGUUCAACCCAAAUCUUGUUUCAUGUACCAAACUCAUACCUGCCACUCAAAUUCUCUCCACUUACUCUUUCAUCUAUGUGAACAUAACUUGUGAUAAACUUGAUGUACAAUCAAUUGAACAUGCUGUGCACAAUUUUCUGGUGCAAAAUAGAAGUGCCUCAUAUAUUGGUGAAUGUUAUAAGGAUACAACCGGUAACUGCACUGUGACACCCGUCUUAGCAUUAUGCUCUGUGGAUACCAAAAACACAAAGAAUUCAUUGGUUGUAUUGGAAAUACGAGACAAUGUUAACCUAGGGAGUAAUGAAACAGCUACAAGAGAACAGUUUGGUAUUCUGUAUAAUAGUGCCUUACUAAAUCUUAAAGCUAAAGUCCAAAGAUAUGUGACUGAAGAUUUGAGUGUAAAUAAUACCAAAGCAAUCAAUUCUGAACUUCAUAACUUCUAUGAAACAUCCUCAACUUGUCCUGCUAAUCUUGCAACUACUGAUCAUGAUAUCAAUGUUUCCCCAAAAAAGUCUUGUAUUAUGUGUCCAUUGCACACCUUCAAGCUUUAUAACUCUCGCCUUCGUGACUCUAUAUGCCAACAAUGCCAAUCAAACCAACGCCGUUUGUAUAACGAGUCAAGUUGUGUGAAUGGCUCGCAAGACUACCCUGAACCUUCAAAUUUGAACUGCCAACAUAAAUGUGCCCUUGGAAAAUUCUUCAACAACGACUCUGGUAUUUGUGAUUGGUGCGAUUUUGGGUACUUCCAAAAUUCCACAACUAAUCUUAACCCAGUUUGUCAUCGCUGCCCACCUGGGAACACAACAAGUUUUGUUGGGGCAAGACAUAUUACAGAUUGUAUGCAAAAAUGUGAUAAAGGACAGUUUGCAAAGCAUCCCUUGUGUCUUGAUUGUGCUAUUGGAUAUUUCAUGCCUUACCAAGGUAACCGGUUUCAUAAAUGUUACAAAUGCCCCCCUGGGAACACUACAUUGCAAGUAGGAACAGCAAAUGAAAAUGACUGUGUCGAUAUAUGUACUUCAGGAGAAUAUUUUAAUAUUACCCAAGGUGUGUGUGUGUCAUGCCCAAAUGACACCUACCAAGAUGAAAUAAAAGAUAGCAAUAUGAGAAGUUGUAAACUGUGUCCACCAAACAGUGUGACAUUGUCAGUAGGGGCUAAAUCCCUCUCUGACUGCCUUGGCCCUUGCUCCGCAGGGCAAUAUUUAGAUACAACAUCCCGCAGCUGUAGACCAUGUCCAGUAAACAAGUACAAUGAUGAAAGCAAUCAAACAUGCUUUUGGUGUAAACAGUGUCCAGAACAUAAAAUCACAAAGCACAAAGGUUCAACUAACAUAUCUCAGUGUAUUUAUACAUGCAGCAAAGGAGAAUUUUUCAACAUUACAAACACCAACUGUGAGAUGUGUCCAAAUAAUACCUAUCAAGACACUGAAGGACAAAGUUCAUGUAAGCCUUGUGGUGGAAAUACAUUUACAUUGAAAACUGGUUCAAAAACUUGCAUCAGCCCGUGCAGUUUUGGUAAAUUCCUCAACAAGGUGGUUGAAUUGUGUCAAGCCUGUCCGGUUGGGCAUUUCCAAAACAAGAGUAAUUAUGUUGCGACCAAGUGCAUGCCUUGUCCAAUGGAUUAUUACACAGGUAGACUGGGUAGUCAGAAUUGCACGAAAUGCUCAAAUGAUGGAAUUACAAUUGUGACUGGUGCAACAGCUAGGUCUGAGUGCAUUGGACGAUGCGAGCCUGGCUAUUUUUUAAACAAAACACAAAGAGAAUGUCAAAAAUGUUUGAAAGGGUUCUUCCAGGCUCAAAAGAAGUAUAGAUACGAGUCAUGUAUAAAAUGUGCAAGUGCAAAUGAGACAACACUUGAAUCUGGUGCAAAAUCAGAAGAGGAAUGUGUUGGUUAUUGUGCCUCAUCUCCCUGCCUUAAUGGAGCUGGGUGUUUGAACAUUGCCAAUGAUUUUAACUGCACUUGUCCAAAGUAUCUCACAGGAAAACUAUGCCAGGAUGUUGUUGAUAGCGUAAAUGCAGACAAAAUGGAUAUAUCAAUGAGAUUCACCAACCUAAUUUGGAACGACAAUCUCAGUAAUCCAGAGAGCAAAGACUUUAUGGAACAAACUCGUCAGAUUGAGAGUGCAGUACGUGGAGUUCUAAAGAGUGAUGCAACGUUUCGUACUGUCAAAGUGGAAAAAUUUUCUCGAGGAAGUGUUGUUAGUAAUCUAAAAAUAAAUUAUGUGGCUGGCACAGUCUUCACUACCCCAAUAGACACCCUGAUGAAGGCUGCAGCUGAUGGUGAAAUUGGUAACCUUACAGUAGACAACUCAUCAUUAGACAUUGUUAAUUAUACAUGUGGCACACCUCUUGGGAUGGAAAACCAUCGCAUUCCUGACAGUGCCCUUAGUUCAGCAAACCCAGAUAAUUAUCAUCCAUUUACAAAUGCUCGUUUAAACCAUAAUGGACCUGGUUGGACUCCGCGAGUUAAUCGUAUUGAAGAUGCAUAUCUACAGGUUGAUUUCGGGGAAGUUGUUCAGCUAACAGGCAUCGCUACACAAGGCUCUUCUUAUAGUGGUGGUAACUGGUUAAAAUCCUAUCAAUUUAAUUAUAGCAUUGACAGCAGACAGUGGGCAGAAUAUAAAGGCGAUACAAAUAAUUUGGCAAAGGUGUUUGGAGCAAACUCAGAUGUUAAUACUGUUGUGCGUAACAAACUAAAAUAUCCAGUGAAAACAAGAUAUGUUAGAGUUAUAAAAUAUGUCACAUCACGCUAUUUAAGUUUUCGUUGUGAGUUCUAUGGCUGCCCUAUACCAAAUGAUGGAAUAUUACCAACACUUGUGCCUCCACGCACUGAUGUCCCUACCAAUAAACCCAGUUCAACAGGUAUGACAAGACAGACAAGCACUGAUCUUCCUACCAAUAAAUCCAGUACAACAGGUAAUGAUCAAGAUGACGAUAAUGAUGAUGGGGAUAACACUGGUUUGAUUGUUGGCCUUGUUCUUGGUAUCUCAGCUGUGUUUAUAGUUAUAAUCAUUGUGGUUUGGCAAGUAAAAAAGAAUAAAAGAUCUCAUGAAUUUGGUCGCGUUGAAGGUGUGCCAAUGAAGGAAACAGGGUCUUGAAUUGCUCUUCUCAUAAUUAAAACACUAUGAGGUCAGUGCUUCCAUGUAUAAUUCUAAAUUCUUACAUUUAUUUGGUUGUUGAUGUUAAUUCUAAAGUUGUAGCAUACAAACAUUUGCUCAUGCAGUAAUAAUAGUAAAAAGUAACAUUGAAUUACAAAAGGCUUUGAUAUUAAUAUUGUUGUUAAAGUUAAAUAGACUAGGUUUAGGUAUAAAAGCAAUGUUUUAUUGUUUAAGUUUUAAACCUGGAUGUUUAUAGUAUCAGAUGUUAAUUAGCUGGUGGUAGUAAACUAAUGUAAUAACUAGUGUUUUUUCGUUCCUAAAGUGUUUUGAUACCUAUUAUUUUUGCUGUUCAUUGUUUAUUUAUUUCCAAUGAUGACUUCGUCUUGAGAACUCUCACUAGUGUUUGUGUUUGUCUUUCUACAGCAUGUUAUUGUACGUCAUACUAUCAUUAAACUGUGUUGAUUAACUGUGGUCGAUCAUACCAUCAUUAAACUGUGUCGAUCAUACCAUCAUUAAACUGCAUCGAUCAUACCAUCAUUAAUCCAAUCUCCUUGGGCAUAGUAGGACCAUCAUUAUAAUUAUUCUGUUUAUGAUUUGUCCUAAGAAUGUAACAUAAAAUCAUUUUUCCUUGAUCAAUAUGUGGUAUAUGCCAGUCCCCACACCAGUGUUUCUCCUCCAAUAGGUAAUCUUCUGGGCCAGUUGUAUAAAACCCUUUUUAAAACUACAUUUUGCAUAGUUAAAUCCUAGUUGACUCAGAAAUACACAACU